Amaranthus tricolor (Joseph's coat) is the source of this 1320-nucleotide messenger RNA. RefSeq names its product transmembrane ascorbate ferrireductase 1. The record is from RefSeq and is a predicted model, not a curated record. Lineage: Eukaryota; Viridiplantae; Streptophyta; Magnoliopsida; Caryophyllales; Amaranthaceae. Gene Ontology annotation, molecular function: oxidoreductase activity. The coding region runs from base 339 to 1040 and encodes 233 amino acids. The transcript has 4 exons.
CCAAAAUAAAAAUUAAAUGUAAAUUAUUUAACACUAACUAGUUUAUCUACCGUUUGCCCAAUGCUCAUCAUCACCAAGUUUAAUUUCAAAAUGGUCCAUGGGAGAAUUUUAUAUAUUUUUCAUUUAAUUUCGAAAAAGAAAUUAAGGUUUUUGCCCAAUCUAAUGUAAAAUAUCUGACGGCUAAGAUUGGAAGUCACCACUAAAAAAUUUAUAAAACCCCAAUCUCAGUUUUAAAGUCUAUUAAGGGCUCCAAAAUAGAAGAGAAUCCUUUUUCAACAAAAAACGAAUUUCAGUAUCACAAAAGGAGAGAGAAAGAGAAAGAAGAAAACAAAGAAGAUAUGGCGGGAAUAGUAAAGGCAACUCCAUUGACGUUUGUGGUACACGCGCUUGCAGUAGUGAGUGCAGUUAUGGUAUUGAUCUGGUGUAUUCAUUACAGAGGUGGUUUAGCCUGGGAAGCUACUGAUAAAAGUCUCAUCUUCAACAUUCACCCUGUUCUGAUGUUAAUCGGUUUCAUCAUACUUGGGGGUGAAGCAAUUAUAAGCUACAAAUCUCUGCCCUUGAAGAAAGAUGUGAAGAAAAUAAUUCAUUUAGUGUUGCAUGCUAUUGCACUAAUUCUUGGUAUAAUCGGAGUAUGGGCUGCUUUCAAGUUCCACAAUGAGAGUGGAAUCCUUAACUUGUACAGUUUACAUUCUUGGCUUGGUAUCGGCACCAUCAGCCUCUACGGCAUUCAAUGGAUAUAUGGAUUUGUAGUAUUCUUCUACCCAGGAGGAAACACUUCCAUUAGAAGCGAAUCCCUUCCAUGGCAUGUUUUGUUUGGGAUCUUUGUAUAUGCAUUAGCCAUUGCUACUGCAGCAAUUGGAUUCUUGGAGAAGCUCACAUUCCUUCAAAAUGGAGGCCUCGACAAAUUCGGUUCCGAAGCUUUUCUUGUUAACUUCACUGCCAUUGCCACUAUCCUUUUUGGUGCCUUUGUUUUGUUGACUGUUUAUGCUCAGAAAGAUCAGGAAGAAGAAGACUAUGCAGGUAGUUAUUCUGCUAUUUGAAUUUCUGGGAUCCGUAGCGGAUCCGGAUAUCUGAAUUUCAAAACCCGGAUUCAAAUAUCUAAUAUUUUGGAUCGUAUGCAAUUAUGGUACGUUGUUGCUAUGUGUAUGAAUAUUACUUUGGGGUUUCUUGUAUCAACUUUUGUAUUACUUUCUAUUCUUUUAAAGAGUAAACUUGUGUUGUAAACUUAGUAGUAAAUAGCAAUAAUCUUGUUCAUGAUGCGAAAUAUGUUAGUACCUUUUUUUGAACAAUAAAAUAUUGAUUUGUAAUAGAUUUUGUGUA